GCGAUCGGAAAACGCUCCGAGACAUCACGCGCGAGUGCCUUUGGGUUCCCUGUGGUACAAGAGCCCCGCACGUGAGUUUUGUGUUUACAAUAAGGCGGAACAAGAAGCAUCCACGUGCGAACAACAACAACGCGAUCCUCCCCCUACAAUGCAUUCGAUUCGGAAACCAACCGGCUGGAACGCAUUUUACCAGUCAGUUGCGCCAGAUGUACAGAAACAGCUGAGUGAUGGGGCAGGAAUCGGAAAAAUUUCCACGGUCGUUGGCAGAAUGUGGAAAAAAUUGCCUGCGGACAGAAGAAAGUACUGGAAGGACAAGGCACAAAGCAUAAGAGAGGAUCUUGACACAGGCAUGGCAACGAAGAAUAAGUGUGCUUCUUGUCAAACAGAAUUUUCCAGAAGCAAAGAUCUUAAGUAUCAUGAAAAAGGAUGUCAUCCAUGCGUUUGCAAUGAAUGUAAUGAAACAUUCGACCAUGAAAACAAGUUAAGAAGACACAUCAACAAAAAGCAUGCGGCAAGCUUGAAGUGUGGGGACUGCGGAAAGACUUUUGCAGAGAAAAGAAACCUCAUUAGGCACAGCAAGUCCCAUCAGUAG
Nematostella vectensis (starlet sea anemone) is the source of this 592-nucleotide messenger RNA. RefSeq names its product zinc finger protein 287. The transcript is spliced from 3 exons. The record is from RefSeq and is a predicted model, not a curated record. NCBI's taxonomy places the organism in Eukaryota, Metazoa, Cnidaria, Anthozoa, Actiniaria, Edwardsiidae. Bases 149 to 592 code for a protein of 147 amino acids.